This is a messenger RNA of Ruditapes philippinarum (Manila clam), 1887 nucleotides long. Its product is annotated as 26S proteasome regulatory subunit 7. Gene Ontology annotation, cellular component: proteasome regulatory particle, base subcomplex. Gene Ontology annotation, molecular function: proteasome-activating activity; ATP binding; ATP hydrolysis activity. Bases 103 to 1404 code for a protein of 433 amino acids. Gene Ontology annotation, biological process: proteasome-mediated ubiquitin-dependent protein catabolic process. NCBI's taxonomy places the organism in Eukaryota, Metazoa, Mollusca, Bivalvia, Venerida, Veneridae. The record is from RefSeq and is a predicted model, not a curated record. The transcript is spliced from 11 exons.
AUCGCUGUAAUUAAGACGCUUGAAAAAAUUACGCUUGUUCACCGGUUUUCUUUUGGUCCUUUUCUUUUAAGAAUUUUUAUCGCCUUUUGCAAGUUUUGAAUCAUGCCAGACCAUUUAGGUUCUGAUCAAAGAAAAGUUAAAGAAGAAAAUAAAGAAGAUAAACCGAUACAAGCUCUUGAUGAGGGAGAUAUUGCUUUACUGAAAACUUAUGGUGUAGGACAGUAUAGUAAAUCCAUCAAACAGGUGGAGGAGGACAUUCAAAACUGUCUCAAGAAAGUCAAUGAACUUGCAGGUAUCAAAGAGUCAGACACAGGUUUGGGACCACCUGCAUUAUGGGAUUUAGCUGCCGACAAACAGACCUUACAGAGUGAGCAGCCACUACAGGUAGCAAGAUGUACAAAAAUCAUAAAUGCCGAUUCUGACGAUCCAAAAUACAUUAUCAAUGUGAAACAGUUUGCUAAAUUUGUUGUGGACUUGGGGGAUCAAGUGGCUCCAACUGACAUAGAAGAAGGAAUGAGAGUGGGAGUUGACAGAAACAAGUAUCAGAUUCACAUUCCACUGCCACCAAAGAUUGAUCCAUCAGUUACAAUGAUGCAGGUAGAGGAGAAACCAGAUGUUACUUACAGUGAUGUUGGUGGCUGUAAGGAACAGAUUGAAAAAUUACGUGAAGUUGUAGAAACACCAUUGCUUCAUCCAGAAAAAUUUGUGAAUCUUGGUAUUGAGCCUCCUAAAGGUGUUUUAUUAUUUGGACCACCGGGUACUGGCAAGACGUUGUGUGCCCGAGCUGUAGCUAACAGAACUGAUGCCUGCUUUAUCAGAGUUAUAGGAUCCGAGUUGGUGCAGAAAUAUGUUGGAGAGGGAGCAAGAAUGGUGCGUGAACUGUUUGAGAUGGCUAGAAACAAGAAAGCUUGUAUUAUAUUCUUUGAUGAAAUCGAUGCUGUUGGAGGUGCUCGGUUUGACGACGGUGCCGGUGGUGAUAAUGAGGUACAGAGGACCAUGUUAGAACUUAUCAACCAGCUAGAUGGGUUUGAUCCUCGUGGUAACAUCAAGGUUCUCAUGGCAACAAACAGACCAGAUACUCUUGAUCCAGCCCUCAUGAGACCUGGUCGUCUAGAUAGAAAGAUUGAGUUUGGUCUGCCUGAUCUAGAAGGUAGAGCACAUAUAUUCAAGAUCCAUGCACGCUCAAUGAGUGUUGAAAAAGACAUCAGAUAUGAGCUUCUCGCCAGAUUGUGUCCAAACAGUACAGGUGCUGAGAUUCGUAGUGUUUGUACUGAAGCUGGAAUGUUUGCUAUCAGGGCUCGUAGGAAAAUGGCAACAGAAAAAGACUUUUUAGAAGCUGUUAACAAAGUUAUCAAGGCUUACGCUAAAUUUAGUUCAACACCUAGAUACAUGACCUACAACUGAGAGGACUGGAUAAACAUUCUACAUAAAGGGCGUUCUCAUUCUGAACUUUAUGAUACAAUUUCUAUUUAUGUCUUUUUUCAAGCAAUUAAAUACACAUGUCAAAAUAAUCAAUAGUCUACAAGAUUUUGGAGGUUGACAUAAUUUAGAAGUUAACUAAAAAGAAAACAUAUUAUGCAGUAUACAUUGAAAUGAUAAAAAGGUGUAUUUCAUCGCCAGUUUAUAUUUCAUCGUCAUCAUCAUUAUGUUCUGACUCAUUUUGGCUUCAGUUAUGUGAGCCAGAAAAUAUACUUUCAUACAAAAUUACAUUUAAAAUAGUGUAAGUGAUGAAUAGAAUCUCUGGUAAAGUAACAAAAAAGAUGGAUAUCACAAAUCUUAUUUAAAUAUGUUAUUGGAUUGAAAUUAACAUAGUGCUUCUUCUUUUAUAGAUUGAAAAGUUAUCAUUGUUCAUUUAAUAAAAUGAAAUAAAAGCUUAUUUAAACUCAA